AUCAAAUGCUUCUGGGCGGCGUGAAGAUGCUCUUAAAGGCGGAUCACUUUAGGGGCUCUGUUCAGACGGUUGACUUGUUACCUUAUGAAUUCGUUCGAAAGCAAAGCGGGUCGCGACAACAGCGAAACGACAAAUGGCGAAGUCUGCUUGUACUGUUGCAGCACCUUCACAAGCAUGCAGAAGGGGCAAGAAAUUGUGGAGGAGAUGAUGUGGGAUGCAUCGAAGUGACGCAUGAUGGACGUGCGGACUUCUUGACCAUUAAAAACAGACACACGCAAGAAUUACGCGUCUCGCGAGGUUGCGUAAAAUGGCUUCAGCCAGCAUCUGAGGAGGGGAAGCACCCCAGUAUCGAAGCCGGGCAGGAACUUAAAUGGAUAGCUGCAUGUGAUGAGGCCUAG
This is a messenger RNA of Eimeria acervulina, 398 nucleotides long. RefSeq lists its product as hypothetical. Lineage: Eukaryota; Apicomplexa; Conoidasida; Eucoccidiorida; Eimeriidae. The annotation marks the transcript as partial. The transcript has a single exon. The record is from RefSeq and is a predicted model, not a curated record.